Molecule: messenger RNA, 518 nt
Organism: Tarenaya hassleriana
Lineage: Eukaryota; Viridiplantae; Streptophyta; Magnoliopsida; Brassicales; Cleomaceae
Exons: 1
Coding region: 56-427 (123 amino acids)
Source: RefSeq, a predicted model, not a curated record
CAUAACCCUUUCUAUAUAAGAGCAGUGCUUUAUCAAUUCAUAAAAAAGAAAAUUUAUGAAGGAGAUGGCGAAGAGCAAAGGCGGUUCGCUGCUAAACCGGCUGAGAAGGGCCGUGAAUAAGGUGAAGUUCGUGUUAAGAUUCAAUUUAAACGCUCUGUGGAACCUCGUACCGAUGAUCGGUUCGUCUUCUCCGUCUCGUCGGUUUAGUUUCAACGACAGACCCGGUUUAGCGGCGGCUUGUACGGAUGAAUACGUACCGGUUCAUGAUGACUCGACCGGUUCGUCCACACCGAGAGGAGCCUUGUACAGGACGGCGAGUUAUCCCUCGUCGGACGAUGACAUAGACAAGAAAGUUGACAUGUUCAUUGCCAAUUUUUAUAGGCAGCUUAAGAUAGAGAGGCAGAUCUCUCUCGAACUCAAAUAUUAAAACCGUAAUAAUUCAAGCUUCGAUUACAAGUUGCCUUAGCCAGAUUAUUUUUUAAAAAUUAUGGGGAUGUUCCUGAUAUUCUUUAAUUAAA